Messenger RNA from Cervus elaphus (red deer), 862 nucleotides. Its product is annotated as anther-specific proline-rich protein APG-like. The coding region runs from base 127 to 519 and encodes 130 amino acids. NCBI's taxonomy places the organism in Eukaryota, Metazoa, Chordata, Mammalia, Artiodactyla, Cervidae. The record is from RefSeq and is a predicted model, not a curated record. The transcript is spliced from 3 exons.
UCGGGGUGGAAAGGUAGGAAGAACGGGGCGACUCAUGGCCCCUGGGGCAGCCUAAGCCUUGGCCCUGCCAUCGAGGCGGGAGGCCCGAGGCCGUGUGAAGCACGGCUGCAGCCCCUCCCAGGUCCGAUGCCCCACGUCCGCAGGGAUCAGCCACGCACUCACCUUGGCGGCUCCGAUGCCGGCGAUGUACCGCCGCCGCCGCCGCCGCCGCGGUCCAGGGUGACAGCUCCUAGAGCGCAGGCACUUCCGGGGUCAAACAGCUAUUCCGCAGACGCAGACAGGAAGCCCCGGCCCGACCCCGUCCCGGAGCCAACUGCCGCCGAGAAGCCGGGCCCGGGGCCACGCCCCCAACCCAAGACUCCGCCCCCUGUGUCAGCUGAGGGUCAUCUCCUCCAGGAAGCGUUCCUUACUUGCCCAAACCCAGUGAGAGAGAGAGAGGAACCGAGGUCCAGAGUGGUGACUGACUCAAAGUCAGCCAAGGUGAUGACAACUCUAGUUUCUAAACUUCCUGACAAGUGACGUCACCUUCCUGUCCAACAGCCUUGGAGACUUUUUUAGAUGCUUUCUCUACUUCUGGAUCGGUACAGGAAAACACUUAGAAAUGAGGAUUCUGAAGCACAGACAGAUCUUAGCUGGACUUGCAUGCAGCCACUUUUUAGAAUUUAGUGACACAUAGGGGCUUCCUUGGUGGCUCAGCGGUAAAGAAUCCGCCUGCUGAUGCAGGAGACACGGGUUUGAUCCCUGGUCCAGGAAGAUCCCACAUGCGGUGGAGAAACGAAGCCUGUGCAUCACAAGAGUCCUGGAACUGCAACUGCUGAGCCCUCACCCCACAACUACUGAACCUCCUGCACCCUUGAGACAG